CAUUCCCACGCACACACUCUCUCAGUCUCCACUCUCACACUCACUCCCUUCUCCGCAUUCCACCCCUUCCCACGCGUGGAUCAUCCCCCACAUUGAAAUCCUUCUCUUCAAUCAUUGUCAUCACGUUUUUUUCGUCCACCUGUUCCUCAUUCCAUCAGUCUCUCCUUGAUCCAAUCCGAACAUACUCUUUCCCAGUGCCUUUCUCUUUUCGGUUUGCUGCGCCAAAAGUAGACGGGAAGAGGCAGUAGGGAAUUUGUAACCGCACCACCAGCUUUGUCUGUCGAGGGAAACACCUUCCCUUGGCUGCUGGCGUUGUCUAGACGAUCAUCAUCCGCCAGCGAGUUUUGGUGGAGAAAGGUCGAAUUUGCUGUGGGAGGGAAAGUGAGAGUAAACCAAACUUGUCCCUCUUGAGCUGCGAUAUUCCUGGAACUUUUCGUCCUUCGACACACGCAACAACAGAAGGAAUAAUCCCAACUUCAUCAUGGCCGUCGCUCUCUUCCGCCGCUCCGGCCACAAUUGGGGCCCCCCAAAUCUCGAUGCCAUCGGAGCCGUCUACAUUACCGUCUGUAUCGUCUGGACCUUGCUCUUCGCCGCCGGUCUGAUCACUUUGCUUCAUUUCCGCAAGCUACCGUUUAUUCGCAUGCGCGACAUGACCCUCGUUGCUUCGGCGCUUGUUACUCUUCACGUCUACCUGUUGCUCGAUCUGCUCGUCUAUCCGCUCAAUGGCGCCUUUCCCUGCGGACUCGAAUUCUGGAUCAUGGGCAUCUACCUUCCUCUCGGCUUCGCCUUGUUCCAGGCCCAGAACAUGCAACUCCUCAGCUUGAGCCUCCAGCAGAAGCGCCUCUCGUGGCAGCCGCGCGACCUUUCGGCGCAUGACGACGCGAGGUCCAUCUAUAGCAUUCGCAGCUUGCGCAAGAAGUGGAAUGCAAUGACUUUCUUGCACCGCAUGUACUCGGGCAUUGCCAUUGGCGCUUGUGUUCAGGUCGUUGUGACUUCCUUCCUCUUCUUUGGUUCUCGCAAGUUUCAUGGUUCUUAUGGUGCGUUCUCUGCCGAUGUGAAUCCUGCAAAGUGCCGCAAGGGCUGGGAAUGGUUGCCUUCGAUCGUCUGGCAGUUCGUCUGGACAUAUGGCAUUGGUCCCUAUGUUCUGUUCAAGAUUCGGAAUAUUCGCGAUGUUUACCACUGGUCUUUGCAGACUAAGCUCUCAAUUAUUCUCAGUUUGCCUGGAACGCCUCUCUGGAUUGCUGCCAUUUACUCUGACAAGUUCGCCAACGUCGACCUCUGGUGGCCUGCUCCUAUGUGGUUUGCUCCGGGUCUCAUGGGACUUGAGUUCUUGACCAUCUUCUUCCCUCUUUGGGAAGCGUAUCGGACCAAAGAUCGUCGCCACUCUGCUCAGUCUGCCUUUGACGGAUGGGAGAAGGACCGAUCCGAUGUCGAGUCUAUUGACUGCGCUUCUACCAAGCAAUCCGUCAAUAUCUCCGUUUCGCCUUCUGCCACCAGCAGCGAACGCAAGCGCCGUCACGAUAUUUAUGGCAUGCAGGCUCUGGAGAAGACCCUUGACACCAACGCUGCUGGUCUGUUCAAGUUCGCCGCGACCAAGGAGUUCACUGGAGAGAACAUUGUCUUUUUAACCCAGGUUCGAGAUUGGAGACGCAACUACCUUCAGCUGCUGAGCGAUGGCGCUAUUUCCGUGGAGAACCGACGCAAGAUGUAUGCCGAAGGUGUCAAGAUCUUUUAUCACAACGUCUGCAUGAAGACCUCCGAGUUCCCCGUCAACAUUGAAAGCAAAAUCUACGCCGAUUUGCAGCGCAUGUUCCACUCGUCCAACAUUCCAGCUCCAAAGGCUGUCGUUGCACCGUUUGCUGAUGAUGCCGUCCCGUUGAGCUGGACUCAACCCAAGAACGCCAACAGCAUCCACUCUGAUAAUGAGGAGCUCAUCACAAUUGCUUCGCUCGAUUCAAAUGGUGGUAGCUGGGAAAUUCCCGAUGGAUUUGAUGAGCAUGCUUUUGAUCGCGCCGAGGCGUCGGUAAAGUACAUGGUCUUCACGAAUACCUGGAUCCGCUUUGUUGAUGCUCAGGAGACUGCCAGCAUGGCCAGCACCCAGGGCUCUGGCUCCUCGCGUUCUUCAACGAGUCUGAUGCGUUGGCUCAAGAUGGCGUGAACUUGAGGUUCAUCGAGGCCAUUUGAAAGAUAUUAUUAUCAACUUUUUUUUCGACUUAUGAUGACGCGUGUCAAUUGGAUGAU
Molecule: messenger RNA, 2241 nt
Organism: Xylona heveae TC161
Lineage: Eukaryota; Fungi; Ascomycota; Xylonomycetes; Xylonales; Xylonaceae
Exons: 6
Coding region: 482-2158 (558 amino acids)
Source: RefSeq, a predicted model, not a curated record